Messenger RNA from Rubroshorea leprosula, 1343 nucleotides. NCBI's taxonomy places the organism in Eukaryota, Viridiplantae, Streptophyta, Magnoliopsida, Malvales, Dipterocarpaceae. The record is from the annotation of a GenBank genome assembly.
AAAGUUAUUGUUGCAGUGAAACUGCGGUCAAGGGUACCAGCACCUACAGUCGUGAUUUAUGGUGUUCCAUUAUAAGUUGAGUUAAAAGACCUAUCAUUGCUAGCAGCGCAGACAACAACAAUCCCCUUCUCAAUUGCUGAAAGAGAAGCAAUUGCAACAAGCACGUCAGUUUUUGUCAUUCCAUCAAUCACACCUGGCAGUGCAAGCUCUGUCAUCCACGAGGCUUUGUACAUGGCAACAUGUGCACGUGGUGCAACCCCUUUUGCUGUGCCUUUUGCAUAUCCAAAGUGACUUGCUCCUAAAACGUAGUUACCUGCAGCUGUGGAUGAAGUGUGGGUUCCAUGGCCAUAAGCAUCCCUUGGGAACUGCAACUUACAAGGUCAAGGUGGUUGAACCAGAGGGUUCUACCAUUGUUGUCUCACCAGAGACUUUAGCCUUUAGAAAGACACAUGAGAAACGGAGUUACAGUGUGGCCAUGAAGUAUCGGAGUGACAAGAAUGGGAAAGUUUCAUUUGGUGAACUUGUGUGGAUUGAAAAUGGAAAACAUACUGUUAGGAGUCCUAUUGUAAUAUCACCUCCUAGUUCCCGAAAGGGUUUCUCCAGGCCAUGAUUAGGGAAUUUCCAUUGUGGCAUUGAAGCUAUGCAGGGCAUUAUCAUACAGUUCGAAUUACUGGACUGUUGAAGUUCUCAGAACCAAAUGAGAAUGAAGAAUGAAUCAGCAAGACAAGGUCCUGCAAUUUCCAGUUCAUCUAAGCAUGAGCAGUGCAGUAGCUCGGUCCAUCACAAGCAAGGUUGCCUGCCCUUUGCUGCUAGCCCGUUUUUCAAGUUUUGAGGGUGGAUGGAGUCUUUGUUUAACAAGAGAAUCAAUGGGUGAAUAAUAGCCCAACAAUCCAGGUCAGUGGGACAGUAAACAAUUAAAAUCGGCCUAUAUAUUCUUCUAAAAUUUUGAUUUAAUUAGUUUAAUCAAGAAAUAGAAGUCCACAUAAUCUUGUGUUCUACAAUAAUGCUCCUAAAGUUAAAUAAAAAAUCAGUAAACGAAUCUUAACAUAUUUUUGGAAGUAGAGAGUCAGAAGGAGUAAGAUUAACAAUAAAAUUUUUAAAGAGAAUAUUAAUAUCCAACAGAUCACUACUGUAAAACUAAAUAUGUUGCAUGUUGUGGCUUAACCACAAGUUAUAUUUUGACUGGUAAUUAUUGGCAGUAUUCCUCUAUGUUGAAUGUGAGAUAAUGUAUGAUCUUUGAUUGUGCUUAGUGUCCCGGCUUUUAGAUAGCCUCUUUUAGUUUUCUUUUUCUUGUAAAUUGAAAACUGUCCAUAUAGAUGGGGUAAUACAGAUCUUAGCAAUUG